GACGUUCGGAAAUUUCGCAACGAGGGGACGCAUCUCUUCGCUACAUAUUAUCUCAGUGUUAUCAGAAGCGGUAGCUCUCUGGUUAACGUGUAACCUCAGAGGUGACUUUAUAAAGCCUUUUCUUCCUUAUCCAGCAGCAUCCCCCCCGGGAGGAGAACCGAGUUGAUCUGUGGUCCGAGYGGAUAACGGGAUGACGAAAUAUCAGUCGGGGAAUAUAAUUUAAGAGCGUGAGGUAACGUUGGGAAUUCAGCUUUGACGGAUUAAAAGAAGCCAAGCGUUCUUCUCUAUGGAGCAAGAAGAAGAAGCCCUGGCUGCGGAUGACGCAGGCCCACGGCUGAUGCUCAGGGUCGAGCGUCCAGUUUAYGAUGAAACCUUCAUCAGGACGCAGCUCCUACAUCAUAAAGAAAAGUCCAACGCCUUCUGUCAGAAACUAACUGACAAGUUUAAGUGUUCGUCAGCGAGGGCCAAAGCAGUACUUUUCAGUUUUCUGCCAAUUCUAACAUGGCUGCCAUCCUAUCCUGUCAAGAAGUACCUUCUGUCAGAUGUGAUCUCRGGUCUAAGCACGGGAGUUGUGCAGCUCCCACAAGGUCUUGCCUACGCCCUGCUGGCUGCUGUGCCUCCAGUUUAUGGUCUCUACUCCUCGUUUUACCCUGUUCUGCUCUAUACCUUUUUCGGCACAUCCAGACAUGUAUCAAUGGGCACCUUUGCAGUAAUCAGUCUGAUGAUUGGGGGUGUUGCUGUGAGGGAGUUCCCAGAACCAACAAAGUCGUUGCUUUUUCAAGACUCAGCCAAUGCCUCAAACGUCUCCAUGGCCUGUAAUCUUGAUGACAAAAGGGUCCAAGUGGCUGCAGUACUCACUACAUUAGUGGGAAUAAUUCAGAUUGUCUUUGGCCUUCUCAGGUUUGGCUUUGUGUCAAUCUACCUCACAGAGCCUCUGGUGCGAGGCUUUACUACAGCAGCAGCCUUACAUGUUGUCAUCUCCCAGCUCAAAUACUUACUAGGGGUGAAAACGGAGCGUUUCUCUGGGCCCCUCUCUGCCAUUUAUUCUCUCAUAGCAGUAUUUAGUCAAAUCACCAGCACCAAUAUUACUUGUCUCCUAUUGGGCCUCGCAUGUCUUGUAUUCCUGUAUGGGAUUAAAGUUCUCAACGAGCGCUUUAAGAAGAGGCUGCCUGUACCCAUUCCUGGAGAAAUUAUUGUGGUUAUCGUGUCAACUGGAGUCUCAUUUGGUUUAUCCAUGAAAGAUAAUUACAAGGUGGAAAUAGUUGGGAGCAUACCAACAGGGCUUUGCCCUCCCACUGUCCCAGAUUUUUCUCUGAUUUCCAAUUUGAUCCCAGAUGCUUUUGCUGUAGCCAUUGUAGGAUUCUCAAUGAGCAUCUCACUAGCAAAGAUCUUUGCCCUGAAACAUGGCUACAGUGUGGAUGGCAACCAGGAGUUGAUCGCUCUCGGCCUCUGCAACUUCAUAGGCUCAUUUUUCCAAACCUUUGCCAUCACUUCAUCCAUGUCCAGGAGCCUUGUUCAGGAGAGCACUGGAGGAAAAACCCAGAUUGCAGGGCUGCUGUCAUCACUUGUGGUGCUGGUGGUGGUGGUGGCCAUUGGUUAUGUCUUCCAGCCACUCCCUCAGACUGCACUUGCAGCCAUCAUCAUGGUCAACCUGGUUGGGAUGUUCAAACAAUUUCGAGAUCUUCCCAUGUUGUGGAGGACCAGCAAGAUUGAACUGACCAUUUGGUUGGUGUCCUAUAUAGCAUCUGUAUUAUUGGGUCUGGACUAUGGCCUCUUAGUAGCUCUAGCAUUUGCUAUAAUAACAGUCAUCUACAGGACACAGAGCCCCAGAAGUUCAAUCCUGGGCCAUGUCUCCAACACAGAACUGUAUUAUGAUGUGAACCAAUAUGAGGAGGCUUCUGAGUACGAGGGGAUUAAGAUUUUCCACUUCAGCUCCUCCAUCUACUUUGCUAACAGUGACCUUUAUGUGAGCAAACUGAAGGAGAAGACAGGAGUGAACCCGGAACAGUUGCUGAAGAAAGUCCAAAAGAAGCAGAAGAAAAAGGAGCAGAAUGCUCCACUGAAGAUCUGUGCUAAGAUUAAAGACAAGACGGUUAGCCAUGAGGUUGUCCCUACAAGUCAGGAGGUGCAGGAACAGAGGAACGGAGAGUUGGAAGACAAACACCAGCCAACCUCUGAGGAGGAAAUCUUCCUGGAGCUUCUCAGUCCUGUUCACUCCAUCAUCCUGGACUGGACGUCUGCCAGCUUUAUCGACUCUGUGGGAGCCAAAGCCAUCAAACAGGUCAUUAAAGCCUAUGCUGCAGUGGACAUUCAGGUGGUCAUAGCUGGCUGCAAUAGAAAUCUUCUGGAUGAGCUGGACAGGUUAGAGUUUUUCUCAGACAACGUGAGCACCAGUAUGUUUUUCCCAACGCUUCAUGAUGCCGUUCUGCACUGCCAGCACUCUCACCGCAGCCCACCUGCUGCUGAGGAAGAAGCCUGACCACAGGAGGGGUCACCACCUGACUGAAGAACCGUGAACUAGUGUUUUGAAGCUUUACAGCUGUGAGGAAUUGAACAGUCGUUCAUUUUGAACGGUUCUGUUUUAGUACAGCUAGAUGCUAUUUUUCUUUUUGUACUACAAAGAGUUUAGACAGCCAUCUCAAAAUGCUCUAAACCACAAAGUUAGUGUUUCUUUUAAACUCUGCCUUUUCCUGAGUCCACUGCGUCCUCUUAGCAGUCCACAGGAAGACUGGAGUACAAGCUGCACUUUUCUUGCACUUCUGGAGAUAUUAUCUCAAACUAGCUGCUGCAGCUUUUGUCCAAAAGACAAAUAGGAAUAGUUGGUAGUAUCACUGUUGAUACUGAACAUCUCAUCAUGCUGGUACUUAAUGUUUGUGGUUACUGACAUAUUGUGAAUGUAUUUUGUGUGGAACUGGUUAAAUAUUAUUGUGUAUUUAAGUCAAAGAGGAUCAAACUGUCAUCUGUCACACUGCUGUUUGAAAGCAAUGGGAUUUUUUUCAUGCAAUCUAAAGUUUAAAGAAGAGAAUUCAGUUUGGAAUAAACUUUAUUUUUACGUGAA
Molecule: messenger RNA, 3058 nt
Organism: Austrofundulus limnaeus
Lineage: Eukaryota; Metazoa; Chordata; Actinopteri; Cyprinodontiformes; Rivulidae
Gene: slc26a5
Product: solute carrier family 26 member 5
Exons: 18
Coding region: 287-2479 (730 amino acids)
Biological process (GO): sulfate transmembrane transport
Cellular component (GO): membrane
Molecular function (GO): secondary active sulfate transmembrane transporter activity
Source: RefSeq, a predicted model, not a curated record